UCUGGUGCAUUCGACGGCUUCGGCGCCACUCAUUACGCGGAGGUGACGCUCGUCGCGCAGAGCGCCCUAAUGGCAAUCGUCUGGGGCACCUCGGGCAUAAUUACCGGCGUUAUGAAUCAUCCCCGCAUGGAAAUGCACUCACAAAGUGCUUGCACACUCAUUCUGAAGAAAAUUUCCAAGCAUGGAAGAUGGCCCGUCCACCUCCAAAGACUUUGAAGAGCUGGUCGACGAAAAUGAAGAGGAUGAUCGAUUUGGCGACUUACCAGCUACACCAUUUGCCAAAAAAUACAAGGCUCUUGUGCAUCAUCCAGGCCCAAUUGAAAAGCCAUUCAAAAGACCAGCUGGAAAAAGUGUCAAUCAAGAGUUACGGAGAGCAAUACUCUCCGCUCAUUUCACUUUAAUUCGGCAACCUGGUGAAAACCGAAGCUACACCCAAUUAGCAACGCAAACAGCAUUAUUGUUGGGGGUUUCCGAGAGGACGGUUUUAAACGUGCUCAAAACUGGAGAAAAGAUAGAAACACCGAAAAAAGGAUUAAAUAGGCCAGCACCAGUUACUGGAGUGGACUCCUUCACGUUAAAAUGCAUUCAAAACUUGAUUUAUGAAAUGAAGAGAAAAGGUGAGCACACAACUAUAAAUACUGUCAUGGAUCGGUGUGUCGCAAGGAAACUGUUUGAAGGCAGUACUUCAAGCCUACGGAGAUUGCUAAAAGAUGAGCUAAGCUUCUCCUACCGGAAAACUGACUUCCGGGAAAAAUUCAAACAGACGCCUCAAAACAUAGCAUGGAGAAGAACUUUUCUGAGGCGUUAUUUGAAGCUAAAAAAACUGGGCUACACAUUUAUUUUCCUGGAUGAGACCUGGAUUUUUCAAAAUGGGUCCAAUGUGGCUUUUGGUUGGUUUGACGGAAGCUCGGAAGCAGUCGGCAGGGUGAGAGCCUCAAAUGGGAAACGAUUCAUAAUUGUGCACGCUGGAAGCGCCGACGGCUUCGUAAAAGGAGCUAGUUUGAUUUUUCCAUCAAAGGUUGCCCAUAUGGACUACCAUGGAGACAUGUCUGCUGACUAUUUCAUGAAAUGGGCGAUUGAUCAAUUAAUUCCCAACCUGCCAGAAAAAUGCUGUAUAGUGAUCGACAAUGCCAGCUAUCACUCAACUGUGCUUGAAAAGAGGCCUGUCAAGUCUCGGAGCAAAGCUGAACUCAAGGAAUGGUUGGAUGAAAAUAAAAUUCCUUUUGAUCCAAAACUCAAGAAGAAGGAAAUGUUUGAGCUUUGCUUAGAACACGUUUCAGACGAACAAAGCUAUGUUUUUGACUACCUGCUGGAGAAGAAUGGCCAUGUUGUUCUUAGGAAUGCUCCAUACAACUGCAUUUACAAUGCAAUUGAGCACAUCUGGAGCACAACCAAAGGAAAAUACAACAAACUCAUUCUUGAGGUGAAUGAAAGUCAUUCGAAGGAGGUGGUGAUAGCAACUUGGGAAAGAGCACUUCGUGAGAUCCCUGAGGAUGCCUGGAAGAACAGUGUUGCCCAUUGCGAGAAGCUCAUCGAGGAGCACUUCAAGCAGGAGGGCCUGACCUUGGAGUCCCCCAACAAAGUGGUUGUUGACCUGGGUGACUUCGACUCGGACGAGGAGCUGGAACCUGCCAUCCAGGAGAGAAAGAAGCAGAUUGCAGAAAAGGCAGCAGCGGACACUAGGAGGAAGGAAUCGUUGCUGGAAAAGCGACUCCAUGAGUUAAAUGAGCAGUUCGAGGCCAAACGGCCGAAGAAGAAGGCCACGCGAAGGAAGCUUCUAAGUGAGUCGGCUGUGCUGUGAGUGAGCGCUAUGUGCUUGUAAUGUAAAUUAGAUCU
This is a messenger RNA of Neocloeon triangulifer, 1836 nucleotides long. RefSeq lists its product as uncharacterized. The coding region runs from base 182 to 1801 and encodes 539 amino acids. The record is from RefSeq and is a predicted model, not a curated record. NCBI's taxonomy places the organism in Eukaryota, Metazoa, Arthropoda, Insecta, Ephemeroptera, Baetidae. Gene Ontology annotation, molecular function: nucleic acid binding. The transcript has 8 exons.